AUGCCGUACUUAGUAGGCAUGGAGCGACCCAAGUUGUUGGUAAGCGUGGAAGAGCCCAAGGCCGAAGAGGAGCCCUCGUCCGUUAUCCACCACAUAGACAUAUUCAUGCGAUUAGAAGUGAUCCGCACCAAGAAGCACCAGACCCAGUACCAGCCAUUGCAGCCAUACAUGGACGAGAAGUUGAUUGGCGAGCAUGCCCGGCCAUGGCAGCAGAUGCUAAUGUUUUUUUGGCAGACACAGCAGGAGCACGCGUGGAAGAGCCCCAAGAGAGUAGAAGAUGGGGAGGAAGAGGAUAAGGAGCAACCAGGGGCAAAUUUAGAUAAUAAGAUGACGGAGGACGCAGACAGUGUAGGGGGAGAGAGGGAAGAAGCGCCAGUAGUAGGGGUUAGCAAUAUAGGCAAGCCGGAAACGUUAUCAAGUAUUAAGAAAUCCAUCACCCGCAAGGAGUACGACAGCCCAUUAGUAUAUAUAUUAGCCGUGUUAGGGGUUAGGAAGGAUAGGUAG
This is a messenger RNA of Paraphaeosphaeria sporulosa, 504 nucleotides long. RefSeq lists its product as uncharacterized. The record is from RefSeq and is a predicted model, not a curated record. The transcript has 4 exons. NCBI's taxonomy places the organism in Eukaryota, Fungi, Ascomycota, Dothideomycetes, Pleosporales, Didymosphaeriaceae. The coding region runs from base 1 to 504 and encodes 167 amino acids.